Rhinolophus ferrumequinum (greater horseshoe bat) is the source of this 1537-nucleotide messenger RNA. It is a transcript of the gene NPY5R, whose product is annotated as neuropeptide Y receptor Y5. NCBI's taxonomy places the organism in Eukaryota, Metazoa, Chordata, Mammalia, Chiroptera, Rhinolophidae. Gene Ontology annotation, cellular component: plasma membrane; neuron projection. The record is from RefSeq and is a predicted model, not a curated record. The transcript has 2 exons. The coding region runs from base 43 to 1383 and encodes 446 amino acids. Gene Ontology annotation, biological process: G protein-coupled receptor signaling pathway. Gene Ontology annotation, molecular function: neuropeptide Y receptor activity; neuropeptide binding.
UAUUGUGCUUUUCAGGAAAAAGGAAGUGAAGGGGAUUAUAAUAUGGAUUUAGAGCUCACGGAUUAUUAUAACCAGACACUUGCUACAGAGAACAACACUGCUGCCCCUCGGAAUUCUGAUUUCCCAGCCUGGGACGACUAUAAAAGCAGUGUAGAUGACUUGCAGUAUUUUCUGAUCGGACUCUAUACAUUUGUAAGUCUUCUUGGCUUUAUGGGGAAUCUGCUUAUUUUAAUGGCUCUCAUGAGAAAGCGUAAUCAGAAUACCACAGUAAACUUCCUGAUAGGAAAUUUGGCCUUCUCUGAUAUCUUGGUUGUGCUGUUUUGCUCACCUUUUACACUGACCUCUGUUUUACUGGAUCAGUGGAUGUUUGGGAAAGUCAUGUGUCAUAUUAUGCCUUUCCUUCAAUGUGUGUCAGUUCUGGUUUCCACUUUAAUUUUAAUAUCAAUUGCCAUUGUCCGGUAUCAUAUGAUUAAGCAUCCAAUAUCUAAUAAUCUAACAGCAAACCAUGGCUACUUCCUGAUAGCUACUGUGUGGACACUAGGUUUUGCGAUUUGUUCUCCACUUCCAGUGUUCCACAGACUUGUGGAACUUCAGGAAACGUUUGGCUCGGCGUUGCUGAGCAGCAGGUACUUAUGUGUUGAAUCGUGGCCAUCUGAUUCAUACAGAAUUGCUUUUACUAUAUCUUUAUUGCUAGUUCAGUAUAUUCUGCCCUUAGUUUGUCUAACUGUAAGUCAUACCAGUGUCUGCAGGAGUAUAAGCUGUGGAUUGUCCAACCGAGAAAACAAACUAGAAGAAAAUGAGAUGAUCAACUUAACUCUUCAUCCAUCCAAAAAGAGUGGGCCUCAGGUAAAACUCUCCAACAGCCAUAAAUGGAGCUAUUCAUUUAUCAGGAAACACAGGAGAAGAUACAGCAAGAAGACAGCAUGCGUAUUACCUGCUCCAGCAAGACCUCCUCAGGAGAAUCAUUUAAGAACACUUCCAGAAAACUUCGUCUCUGUGAAAAGUCAUCUCUUUUCAUCCAGUAAGUUCAUCCCAGGGGUCCCCACCUGCUUUGAGAUGAAACCUGAAGAAAACUCAGAUGUUCAUGAAAUGCGAGUAAACCGUUCUAUCAUGAGAAUAAAAAAGAGAUCUCGGAGUGUUUUCUAUAGACUGACCGUACUUAUAUUAGUGUUUGCUCUUAGCUGGAUGCCACUACACCUUUUCCAUGUGGUAACCGAUUUUAAUGAUAACCUUAUUUCAAAUAGGCAUUUCAAGUUGGUGUAUUGCAUUUGUCAUUUGUUAGGCAUGAUGUCCUGUUGUCUUAAUCCAAUCCUAUAUGGAUUUCUUAACAAUGGGAUCAAAGCUGAUUUAAUGUCCCUUAUAAACUGUCUUCGUAUGUCAUAAAUCUCACUGUUUGCUUACCAAAGAAAGAACAAAUGCUUGGAACAUCGAAAAUAUAUUCAUGAUAACUGUGUCUGUAUAACAAACAAAUUUUGUUAAUUUAUGGAAUUUAAUUUAUGUAUAAGAGUUCUGGAUUUGAAUGUCAGUUCAUAAUAUA